Penicilliopsis zonata CBS 506.65 is the source of this 3278-nucleotide messenger RNA. RefSeq lists its product as hypothetical. Gene Ontology annotation, molecular function: monoatomic cation transmembrane transporter activity. NCBI's taxonomy places the organism in Eukaryota, Fungi, Ascomycota, Eurotiomycetes, Eurotiales, Aspergillaceae. The record is from RefSeq and is a predicted model, not a curated record. The coding region runs from base 110 to 3109 and encodes 999 amino acids. Gene Ontology annotation, cellular component: membrane. Gene Ontology annotation, biological process: transmembrane transport; intracellular calcium ion homeostasis; monoatomic cation transport. The transcript is spliced from 3 exons.
CACUCACUCCGGAACGAGGAGACUGCUACUGCUACCUAGUAGACUCUACCACCUCGAGGGGCGUGUCUUCGUUGCGCUCGCGUAACCAGCAUGCAGCGAUAGGAGCAUUAUGUUCGGGUCUCGGUUGUUCGGUCUGAAUUGGCCAGCACUUCGUCGAAGAAGGAGGAGCCGCCGUUAUUCAACCCGGCCGUUCUUCAUCAGUCUCCUCAUAUUCGCUGUACUGGCUGCUAUCAGCUGGAUUGCGUCUCUAAGUUCGAGCAACGAACUCCUGACUGUCGCGGCAAACCUCCACACGCGUCAAGAAGAUGGCCAUCCAGAGUGCCGUCUGGUUCGCAACGUCAAGGAUCAAUGUGCCUUCGUCCGUGUCAACUGCCCCGACCAUGAAGACGGCCUAUUUUCCUACCUGCAGUUCUAUUACUGUUCGUUGGCAGCCGCCAAACCGGUUGCUUUCGUGGUCUUGAUACUGUGGCUGUCGCUGUUGUUCAGCACCAUCGGGAUUGCGGCUAGCGACUUUCUCUGCGUCGACCUCAGCACGCUGGCGAGCAUUCUUGGCAUGAGUGAAAGCUUGACAGGGGUGACUUUUUUGGCCUUUGGAAAUGGAAGUCCCGACGUCUUCUCGACCUUUGCCGCGAUGCGGUCGAACAGCGGCAACCUUGCCAUCGGCGAAUUGAUCGGCGCCGCAAGUUUUAUCACCUCCGUCGUGGCAGGGUCCAUGGCACUGGUUCGCCCGUUCAGGGUUGCUCGUCGGAGUUUUGUCCGCGAUGUAGGGUAUUUCGUCAUUGCGGUGGGCUUCAGUAUGAUCAUGCUCGCCGACGGUCGACUCCAUGCGUGGGAAGCUGCUGCUAUGGUUUGCUUGUACGGAUUCUACGUCUUCAUGGUUGUGGUCUGGCACUGGUAUCUGGUCCGGCGACGGAGAGCCCGCGAGCGGAAUGCCGCUGCGCGGUCACACUUUCACAUCCCCGACAACCAGGAGCUAGACAUUGACGAGGAAGAGGAAGACGAUGACCGCGGCGUGGCAUCGGAAUCGCAGAGUCUUCAAGGAGCAUCAGCAGAAGAUUUCACGAGCCUGGAGAGAUCUGACGCACUGGCAUGGAAGCAAGAUGAGGAUGAAGACGAUGAAACUCGUAAUCGGUAUCUGGCAGAGAUACGAGACAACAUGCAUGUCUAUCGACCGACGUAUGGACGGCGAAACACGUUGAACCCCAUCAGACCCAGUUUGGUGGGUGCGCUCGAGUUCCAGUCUGUGUUGUCGUCACUUCGGAAAUCGAGGAAUAUCCACGACCAUCCCCCGAUCACUCUUCAAAGUUACACUGAUGACCCCAAUGCCCGUCCGUCCAAGCACAGCGAUAAUCGCUCCGUUGCAUCUUAUUCACGGGUCGAUCGAUCUUCAACCCACCAGCAGUUCCUCUCCCCGCACGACCAAGCUUCCUCUGCGCGAGUACGGGCGGUAUCCGCCAAUGAUGCCGCUGGACUGAAACUUGAUACGACGGUGUUCGGGCAAAAGGCUCCAACACCUGUCCAGGUCACCCUGAGUCGACCAUCUGUCGAAGGGCUGGGGUCUCAAGAUCUGACAGAGCCACUGCUAACUCGGAUCGAUCCGGCUGCCGGGCUGACGGCCUCUCCGUCGUCAUCGGGCUACCCGUCACGAAGCUCAACCCCAGAAGCUGGGGAACAUGCCCAAAGUCCUCGUUUACUUGCACCGCCUCUGGAUGGAUUCCGUUCACUCAACUACCAGGCGGACGCCUCCAGCUCGAAUUCCCUGUUGCAAGUUUCUCCACGCGGGACUUCUCUCGUUCGCAAGCCGUCCGAUUAUGGGUCGGAGAGCCCUUCGUCCCCCUUUCCCCCGUUCUCCAGCGGUCUCGAGGCUGAGGGCUCCGGGGCCCCGAGCAUCUGCCUUCCAACUACCACCACCAGUCCCACACAAGUGCUGCAUGUUUACGAUCACGACUUAGAAGGAGCCUUGCCUCGGCCCAUCAGCUGGUGGCCUUAUGAGAAGCUCCCCCCACCGGACAUCCUGAUGUCGACCCUUUUUCCGACUCUAUACGGUUGGAAAUCCAAGCGCGUUUGGGAACGGGCCUUGGGGCUCGUUUCAGCUCCCAGCGUACUGCUCCUUACGAUCACGAUUCCAGUGAUUGACCCAGCACCUGUUGACUACCCCGAACCGAUCUCUGUCACCGUCACGGCGGCAAAUGGCAUCGAAGACGCACCUGAGCCACGGAUUCGACUCCCCGAGGACAGCCCCCUUCUCCAGGCGCACGAUUUUGGCGGCGUAGUGUCCCUUGCUCCUGGCCGACCGCGCUGGGACUCGGAGCUACCCGCCGUCGUCCACGCGCCAAGAUCCGAGUCCGACGCCGCCCCGACGACAACCAAGGAAUGGAACAGAUGGCUUGUCGUCAUCCAGCUGUUCACGGGGCCCUUCUUCAUCGCGCUGAUCGGCUGGACGACAACCGUGGACUCGGACCUGCAAACGCGCACCCACCUCCUCCUCCUCCCAUUCCUGUGCUCGCUGCUCUUCUCGCUGGUCGUGCUCACGGCGCUCAUCGUCAGCACACGACACCGCGACCCGUCCCGCCCCCUCGCCGCGGAAUGGCGCCCCUUCCUCGCCAUGCUCGGUUUCCUCGUGGCCAUCGCCUGGAUCGCCACCAUCGCCACAGAGGUCGUCGCCCUGCUCAAAACCCUCGGCGUCAUCCUCAACAUAAGCGACUCCCUGCUCGGCCUCACCAUCUUCGCCGUCGGAAACUCCCUCGGCGACCUCGUCGCUGAUAUCACUGUCGCCCGGCUAGGGUACCCCGUCAUGGCCCUCAGCGCUUGCUUCGGCGGACCCAUGCUCAAUAUCCUCCUCGGUAUAGGCCUUGGCGGCCUCUACAUGACCCUCCAACGAGACAUCCCUUCUUCUUCUUCUUCUGCUUCUCCGCCUUCUUACGAUAUCGCCAUCUCAAAGGUCCUGGUCAUCAGCGGCGCAACCCUGCUCCUCACCCUUGUAGGCUUGUUGAUCAUCAUCCCCCUCAACAACUGGAGGAUGGACCACAAGAUCGGCUGGGGCUUGAUCGCCUUGUGGACCGUCAGCACUCUCAUCAAUGUCGUUGCCGAGCUUGUCUCGCCGACAUAAUUACUGUAUAUGGGCUUGAAUUGUCAGUACUGAAUAGUGAACCAUUGCAUGUAUGACUACGGUAUAGUUUAUAUGAUAUACGAUAUAUGCAUUUUUGAUAUUUUCAUCUGAAUUGAUCUAGUCUGUUCAUUUUUAGUUGAAUAACAAUAUACUACCAACUACUCUUAUC